AUGGCAAGAUUAAUUUCAAAGAGAAUAAACGAUAACGAGACAAGGACGUCUUCUCCAAUCGAGAAGGACCAAUCUCUCUUCUCCUUUGAGGAGGAUAACAGCAGGAGGAACGCUUCGAGAGAGUUAAUGUUGCCUAUCAGUGCGGACAUCGCAAGGAUCAUUUCCGACGACAUUUCUGGAGACGAGGAAACAGCUGAGGAAUUGCCAAAGGCAGAAGAAUUGCGAUCGGCAAGACCUGCUCCAAGGAGAAGACCCUUUUAUCGAAUGCCGCCGCCUGUGGCAAGUCUCCCACCAAGAAGACCGGCUUCCUUCAAUAGAAGAAACGUUUAUACAGAUCCGCAGAGAACAUCUCCAUUGAGACCAUCGAGAAAACCAACCGAGCCAAAGAGGGCUCCCACGGAAAAGGAAUGUACUUUUUUCUCGAAAACUGUAUGCCUGGAAGCUACAGAUUAUCCACACGAAGCAAUAACGAGAAGUUUGAGAAGUAACAAAGACAUGGUGGCAGCUUUGUUAUCCGAUUAUAAAAUACAAGAGGGAAGAUUCGAUGAGCAUGCUUCCAAUCUGUUUAAAAAUCGAUACGAGAAUCGCUAUGAAAAUCGUUACGAGAAUCGAUACGAGAAUAAUGAAAUUAAAAGAUCUGACAAUCCAUUUGACAACGUCGAAGAAGGAUUCACCUGUCCAUCUACAGUUAAAUAUGCACGUCCACAAUUGGCCAGAGCAGCUUCUGGAAUUUGGAAAUACAUAAUAAAUACUGGAGAGCAUACACAAACGUUACGUCUUGAAAAGUGUUCAAAUACUCGAGACAGUUGUUCCUUCAUCUCAGAAAACUAUCGAUCGUCAUGCGUACAAGUUUACAACUAUCAUCGAUUGUUAACAUGGGAUUCGAAAUUAGGUCUUCAUAUGGAUAUUUUUAAGGUGCCUACAUGUUGUAGUUGUCACGUGCAUGGUUAUUCAGAAAUAUUUCCACCUCAUGAAAAAGAUCCACCACCUAAACCCAAAGAAAAGUUCCCCGGUGCUGAAUUUAUUACCAAUAACGAGCCAAACGACGAGUAUCAGGAAUUGAGUAAACCCAACCACAACUAUGUCGGCAAAUACAACAAUCCACAUUUUCCAGCACUAUCUAGUAACAAAAGGCCAGUGAUCGAGAGUUCGUCAACCAGUCGACCCAGUUUCACAAUUCCUGGAAGAACCAGACCAAAAAUACCCUCAUCUAUUCACAGACCCUUUGAUAAAUUACCUCAACAACAUGCACCCAAUACGAGAGCCCCUGGAUACAUUGGACCACUAAACAAGGGACCUUCUAGGCCUUCUAGACACAGACCACCGUUCAGAAGGGAGUCUAAUAAUCAAAUGGAGGAAUCUGUUGAUAAUCCUAACAAUAGCUCGUUCACCAGAUAUAGUCAACCAUUCGACCAAGAUAUAAACGCUUCUACUAGAUUACAAAACGGUGGAUUCGGUGACGAAGAAUUUCAAGAACCCCAAAGACGAAUUAAUUAUAAUUAUCAUCCAAUCUUAGAUUUCUUUAAACCGGAAGCAUCGAUGUUACAAUCUUCGGAGAUCAAAUUCCCAUUGCAAUUAUCCGAUGUUCCAAACGAUUCGACGAACUCUUGGAAACCAAUGUUAACGUCCUAG
Polistes canadensis is the source of this 1632-nucleotide messenger RNA. RefSeq lists its product as uncharacterized. Gene Ontology annotation, cellular component: extracellular region. Gene Ontology annotation, molecular function: growth factor activity; Toll binding. The transcript is spliced from 9 exons. Lineage: Eukaryota; Metazoa; Arthropoda; Insecta; Hymenoptera; Vespidae. The record is from RefSeq and is a predicted model, not a curated record. Bases 1 to 1632 code for a protein of 543 amino acids. Gene Ontology annotation, biological process: central nervous system formation; innate immune response; regulation of Toll signaling pathway.